AUGGUAGAAGUGAUUAUUCUGAUGGGAACCAGGCGCAGAUACUGUAACCAAGAAGUGAUAGUAAGCCUGUUAAGACUGAACGGGUCGUGUGGCUUGUGUUUGGGGGCAAGUGUGUUCUUGGCCAUGUGUGUGUGUGUCAUGUGGCUCUUUAAACUGGCUACGAAGGAGUUGCACACCCACCUUUCUCUGGUUCAGAUACAAAAGGUGGUCACGGCAUUAGGAGAUUACAUGGGUGCGUCCUGUCACGCCUGCAUCAGGGGCACCAAUGUGCGUGCUGAGGUGCAGAAGCUGCAAAUGGAAGCUCCGCACAUCAUCGUGGGCACCCCUGGCCGCCUGUUCGACAUGCUUAACCGGAGAUACCUGUCUCCCAAGUACAUCAAGAUGUUUGUACUGGACGAAGCUGAUGAAAUGUUAAGCCAUGGAUUCAAGGACCAGAUCUAUGACAUCUUCCAGAAGCUCAACAGCAACACCCAGGUGGUUUUGUUGUCAGCUUCAAUGCCUUCCAAUGUGCUCGAGGUGACCAAGAACCUCAUGAGGGACCCCAUCCAGAUUCUUGUCAAGAAGGAGGAGCUGACGCUGGAGGGUAUCCGCCAGUUCUGCAUCAACGUGGAAUGUGAGGAGUGGAAGCUGGACACACUGUGUGACUUGUACGAAACCCUGACCAUAACCCAGGCUGUCAUCUUCAUCAACACUCGAAGGGAAGUCGAUUGGCUCACUGAGAAGAUGCACGCCCGGGACGUCACCGUCUCUGCCAUGCAUGGAGAUAUGGACCAAAAGGAGCGAGAUGUGAUCAUGAGGGAGUUCCGUUCUGGCUCUAGCCGAGUACUGAUUACCACUGACCUGCUGGCCAGAGGCAUUGAUGUACAACAAGUUUCUUUAGUCAUCAACUAUGACCUUCCCACCAACAGGGAAAACUAUAUUCACAGAAUUGGCCAUGGUGGACGCUUUGGCAGUAAGGGUGUGGCUAUUAACAUGGGGACAGAAGAAGAUAAGUGGACUCUAAGAGACAUCGAGACCUUCUACAACACCUCCAUUGAGGAGAUGCCCCUCAAUGUUGCUGACCUCAUCUGAGAAGGGCUGUCCUGCCACCUAGCCCCAGCUGGGGUUCAGUCCUCAGGGGCUGAGGAGCAGCAGGAGGGGGGAGGGGAGGGAGCCAAGGGAUGGACAUCUUGUCAUUUUUUUCUUUUUUUUUUCUUUGAAUAAAUGUCACUUUUUGAGGCAAAAGGAAAAAAAAACUAGAAUUG
Molecule: messenger RNA, 1244 nt
Organism: Oryctolagus cuniculus (rabbit)
Lineage: Eukaryota; Metazoa; Chordata; Mammalia; Lagomorpha; Leporidae
Source: RefSeq, a predicted model, not a curated record